Molecule: messenger RNA, 1177 nt
Organism: Xenopus tropicalis (tropical clawed frog)
Lineage: Eukaryota; Metazoa; Chordata; Amphibia; Anura; Pipidae
Gene: cox19
Product: cytochrome c oxidase assembly factor COX19
Exons: 3
Coding region: 83-364 (93 amino acids)
Biological process (GO): protein folding
Cellular component (GO): cytosol
Source: RefSeq, marked validated
CGCAUGUACGGAGGUUAUUCUGUGAUGUUACGGGUGACAUUUGUUGGUCUGUCAGAAAGGGAUUAGCAACUUUCUAUUGAAAAUGUCCACUGCUAUGAACUUCGGGACGAAAACCUUUAAACCUCGACCCCCAGACAAGGGCUCGUUUCCUUUGGAUCAUUUAGGUGAAUGCAAAUCAUUCAAAGAGAGGUUCAUGCGGUGUCUGCGCGACAACAGCUUCCAGAGUGGUUUGUGCAGAGAAGAAUCCAAGGAAUAUUUGGAAUGCAGAAUGGAAAGGCAGCUAAUGGCAAAGGAACCCCUGCAGAAGCUUGGUUUCAAAGACCUAAUAAAUGAUGAGAAACCUGAAGAAAACAACAGCUUAUAGAGGCAGAGAGCAACUCUGGACUUAUAACAUGUCUUCUUGAACAAUCUUUAUUUAUAGAGUAACUUUUUGCAGGUUUUUCUAUACGUUUAAGAGUUAAAUGGGUUCAGUUUUUUUUACCCUAUGAACACACAAUAAGAAUAAUACAUAUGUGUGUACAAAUGGAUGUUGUAAAUACCUAUAUGCUUCGGCUCAUCACUGAUUGACCCUUAGCCAGCUAUGGAGACUCUAGACCUUACUGACUCACUUCAGCUUACAAAUCUGUUUGUUGAAUGUAAUACUUUCACUUCUUGUAAGAUAUAUCAAAAAUGAAUUAUAGUUCCUUUUCUAAAUCUGUGUCAAUAUUAUUUUCAUUGUGGCUUUUGUUUUUGUUUUCAAACCAACAAGCAUUGUAGAUCCCUGUCUAAAUGUGUUCCCUCAAAAAUAUGCCAAUCCAUAUAUGCAUAUAAUCCAUAUGCAAAGCUUAUUGUUGCAUAGUUUCUCAAAAUCAUGAUUUGAUCAUGAUCAUUGAUCAUUAUUUCAGGGAAUAGGGCCUUUAUGGAACUGAAAUUCACUGAUUUUUAUUAAAUAUUUUUUUGCUUAAUCCUGAGAAAACAGCUAAAUGCGGUGAGUUGAUAUGUAACACAGAUAUUGUAGUACCCAUAUUUAACCACAAGUUGUCAGUCUUGCCCAAAACGUGUUAUAGGUAUAAAUUAGCCUUAAAGGGCUAGUUAAUAUGCUUUAUAAAAUGAGCAAUUCUUAGCAACUCUUUAAUUGGUCUUUAUAUAUUAUUUUUAAUAGCUUUAUUUGCCUGUAUAUUAUGACUCUUUCCAGCUG